AUGUCGAAUCAGCAGGGCGCAUCUGGCAGUGCCGCAGCUGGCGCUGCUACCGAUGAGCAGCCGUCACCGCAGCAGCUCCUCUUCGCCAAGUCGAUCAUGCUCACCUUUGAGCUCUGGCCCGCCAUGCGUCUAGCCGUGUCCGAGGAGUGGGGUGGCUCCGACAGCGCCGACAAGCGAGACUUCCUGCUCUCCCACCUUUGCGAUCAGUACGGCAAUCCAGGGUCUGCCUUUGAGCCCGAUCUCGACGACCUCGCCGACAUCCUCGAGGGCUACAUGAUCGACGAAUACGAGGCGCGCCUCGAGGACGGCUCGCCCGACUGGGUCGCUGGCCGAAUCGUUGGACUGCACCGUGUCAUCUUCUCGCCUGACAACGAUAUCGCUCGCGCACAGCAGGCCGUGGCUGAACUCGAAAAGGCCUUUCAAGAACUCAAGGGCAAAAAGUCCAACUUCGAGCACGGCGCCGACCAGGACGCCGAGGUCGACUCGCACGAUGGUCACGACCAUGACGAGGACCAACAGAUGCGCGAUGCACAACGCAUGGCCAGCUCCCAGGGCGGCAUCAUGGAGGCCGACAGGGCAGGAGCACAGGCCGCCUUGGAUCAGCAGGCCAGGGCGCCUCGCGAACCACAACAGCCCAUCGUCGAUGAGGAUGGCUUCGAGACCGUCGUCUCCCGCAGGCGACGCAAGUAG
Molecule: messenger RNA, 690 nt
Organism: Moesziomyces aphidis
Lineage: Eukaryota; Fungi; Basidiomycota; Ustilaginomycetes; Ustilaginales; Ustilaginaceae
Source: the annotation of a GenBank genome assembly